Messenger RNA from Nymphalis io (European peacock), 2904 nucleotides. It is a transcript of the gene Rev1, whose product is annotated as DNA repair protein Rev1. Gene Ontology annotation, cellular component: nucleus. Gene Ontology annotation, biological process: error-prone translesion synthesis; error-free translesion synthesis. Gene Ontology annotation, molecular function: deoxycytidyl transferase activity; DNA-directed DNA polymerase activity; damaged DNA binding. Bases 143 to 2854 code for a protein of 903 amino acids. Lineage: Eukaryota; Metazoa; Arthropoda; Insecta; Lepidoptera; Nymphalidae. The record is from RefSeq and is a predicted model, not a curated record. The transcript has a single exon.
GGUUAUGUACUCUGUGAUAAACAAAUAACAAUACAAAUAUUCUUGGCGGGAAUUCAGUAUCUAAAUGUUUAAAAUCACCAUUUGUUAUUAUUACUCCAAGUAAGAACAUAAAUAUGGAAUUGUAGUUUAAUUUAAAUUCAAUAUGCGACGUAGAGAAGAUAAGUUUCCAGAUAAUGGCUUUGAGGCGUGGGGUGGGUAUAUGCAUGCAAAGGUUGCGAAGUUGGAAGAGCAAUUUGCUUCUGGAAUCGGGAAAGAAUGUAAACAGACUGAUUUAUUUAAAGGGAUAAGUAUAUUUGUCAAUGGAUUUACGACACCAUCAGCAGAUGAAUUAAAAGAACUAAUGGCUAAACAUGGUGGAGUGUAUCAUAUUUAUCAUCGAAGUGAAGAUUUUAUUAUAGCUUCUAAUUUACCAGACACAAAAGUGAAAAAAAUGUCUCUGGCUAAAGUUGUUAAACCUCAGUGGAUAAUAGAUAGCAUAGCUACUCAACGUGUUUUGGACUACAAAGACUAUUUACUAUAUCGCCAUUCUAAGUCACAAGGAAGACUUCAUUUUAAUCAAAUAAGUAAAGUAGAAGAUCAAGUAGAAUUAGUUAAACCUGAAAAGGUUAAUGAUAGAUGUCCAUAUAUAAAAAAAUCAGAACAAAAUAAUGAUAAAGUAUGUAACAGCGAAAAAAGUAUUUCAUCAGAUGGACCUGUUAAAAGUUUAUCCUUAGGUAUAACUUCUAAGAAAAGUGAAGUAAACACAAAAACUGCAGCCGAUCCCAACUUUAUAUCUGAAUUUUAUAACAAUUCCAGAUUACACCAUAUUUCACAACUCGGUGCAUGUUUCAAACAACAUGUCAAUGAUCUGAGAGAAAACAGUAAGUUCAAUUUUAUUGCACGUAAUGACUUAAAAACCAGAAUAUCCAAAUUAAGCAAUUCAAAAAAUAAAUUAACAAAGUCAGAUUUUCAAAAUGAAAAAACAAUUAUGCAUAUAGAUAUGGAUUGUUUCUUUGUGUCUGUGGGCUUACGUAAGAGACCUGAACUAAGAGGCAAGCCUAUUGCUGUUACACAUUCAAAAGGUGGACAAAGUCAUCCAAAGAGAUUAGGAGUUGAUAGAGUGACUGAAUUUAACAUGUAUAAACAAAAACAAGCGAAGAAGAUUAGUAAAGCUUCUGGUGUUCCUGAAGAAGAAAUUGAUAUUGAGACAAGGAUUGAUAAUGUUAGUGAAGACGGUGAUCAGUUUGGGUCUAUGAGUGAGAUAGCUUCCUGUUCUUAUGAAGCUAGAGCUAAAGGCAUCACAAAUGGAAUGUUUAUGGGGGCAGCAUUACGACUAUGCCCUGAUUUGCACACCAUACCUUAUGAUUUUGAGGAAUAUAAAGAAGUAGCAUACACCUUGUAUAAUACAAUUGCACGAUACACUUUAGACAUAGAAGCUGUGUCUUGUGAUGAAAUGUAUGUUGAUUGUACUGAGUUGUUAGAUUACCUUAAUGUAAGUGUUGAUGAUUUUGCAACUGCUCUAAGAGAAGAAAUAAAAAGUAAAACUGGUUGUCCAUGUUCUACUGGUUUUGGUGGUAAUCGCUUGCAAGCAAGGCUUGCUACUAAACAAGCCAAGCCCGAUGGCCAAUUUUUUCUAACAUCAGACAUUGUUAAUAGCUUUAUGUACUGUAUUAAUCUUAAAGACUUACCAGGUGUUGGCAGACAAACAUCGCACAAAUUAGAAUCUCUGGGACACCAGAUGUGUGGGUCCCUUCAAAGUUUAUCAUUAACUUGCCUUCAAAAGCAUUUGGGUAAUAAAACUGGUCAACAAUUAUAUGACCAAUGUAGAGGACAUGAUCCAAACCCAUUAGUGUAUUAUACAGUUAGAAAAUCAGUAUCAGCAGAGGUAAAUUAUGGUAUUCGUUUUGAAAAUAAUGCACAAAGUGAAGAAUUUUUAAAACUACUUUGCAUUGAGGUACAAUCUAGAAUGCAACAGUUUAAAGUAAUGGGAAAAUGUAUAACACUUAAACUCAUGGUUAGAGCUGAAAAUGCUCCUGUAGAAACUGCCAAAUUUAUGGGGCAUGGGUUUUGUGAUGUUAUCAAUAAGUCUACUACCCUACCGACUGCUACUAAUGAUGUUCACCUUAUAACCAAGGAGGUGAUAUCCAUAUGCAGAAAACAAAACAUAGAUCCAAAAGAAAUGAGAGGAAUUGGAAUUCAGGUGACAAAAUUAGAAACAACUAAUAAACAGGUUAAAGGAUCUAUUAAUAAAUUUUUAACAAACAAUACUUUAGUAAAAUCAGAUAAAAACAAAUUAGAAAUUCUUAAAGAAGAUGAAAAAAAACUUCCAACCACACCAAAGAAACAAAAUAUCCAUAUAUCUCCAAUAAAGAGAUCUCCUACAGUUGGAAACAUGAAAUCUCCUAUCUUAAAAAGAAGAGGAAGACCACCAAAAAAUGGAAAAUUACAAAUUCCCACAUCUCAUACCCCACUUGGCAGAUUUCUUCAAUUUCCACAAAUUAUAUCAGAAGAAAAUAAUCCUAAAAAAGAAAUAAAUAGAGAGGAAACUAAAUUAGUAGAUAUACCUAAACAGACAGAGGAAAAACAAGGUUUGCUUGGCUUGCCAUGGGAUAAAGUAAGAGAUUUGCUUAGAGCAUGGUUUGACAGUGGACAGGCACCAAAACUAUGCGACGUUAAUUUAAUAUCUGCCUAUAUGCGAGAAAUGGUUAUAAAUAAAAAUAUAGACAAGCUCUAUAUUUUAGUAAAUUUUUUGAGAAGAAGGAUAAGAGAAAUGAAUAUUGACAUCUGGUACGAGGUACAGGAAUGUGUUAUUGAUGAAGUACAAAACGCAAUGGUAGCUGUUUAUGGAAAAAAGUUGUGGAUAAAUGAUCAAUAAAUGAGAAUAAUAGAAAUAGUUAUUUAUUUAAUGUUUAUCUGUUUGUUGUU